AUGCCACCGCGCCGUUUAACCCGCUCCACCGCCACCACCAAACCCACCUCAGCUUCCACAACGCUCGACUUGACCCGCUCGUCUCCCACCCCCUCUUCCUCGGACCUCGAAAUCCACACCGCGCCUUCGUCUCGCAAGGGCAAGCGGCGCGCGAGUAGUCCGGGGUUGGAGGUGCGCGAUGGGCGUGCGAAGCGCGUCAGGAGUUCGAAGGGCAAAGGCAAGGAGGAAACUUCAGGUGCGGACGCGCGCGAGGGAGGGUUAAAGGCGGACGAGCAGCUGGCGAGGAAGUUGCAGGACGAGGAGGAUCAGGCGGCUCUCGUGGCGGGCGAACAAGCGGGCCCCUCCACCUCGCCCUCGGCCUCAACUUCCGCACGUCGCAAAUCCCCUCGCAAGCCCUCGACCUCCUCAUCCUCCGGCCCCCUUGCUCCUCCCGCAGACCCGAACGAUCCUCAGGUCGUGCUUGGAUCGAAGAAGGCGCUGUUUGUGGGUGGUGGGACGUGCGGGAAGUGUGGCGCGGAAGUUCCUUACGAGAGCGAGGUGCCCUCCCUCACGCCCUCCUCUACACUCGCAUCUUUCCUCGCACUCACAACCGCAACCUGUCCGUCCUGCGCCGCCCGGCUCUGCCGCGGGUGCUGGGGAGUUUGCGAAGGAGCAGGAGGAGAUGAUGGAGAUGGGGAAGAGAGAAAGGAGGGCGAGUGUUGUGCGGAUGGAAGGGCUGUGGGGGUCUUUGAGCUCCUCUCCGCCCUCGAUGCCGUCUACUUGACCGACCACCUCCGCCGACCUCUGCCUUCCGCCUCUACCUCCUCCGCCUCAAAGCGCAAAAAGACCGCCAUCGCGACGGGGAAGGGUAAAGGAGUUGGGUAUGGCAGUAAUCGGAUUGCGCCGGGUUACGCGGGAGCGACGGGAGUGGGGUAUGCGGUAGAGGAGGAGGAGGAUAGUGAGGAGGCAGAGGAGUGGUGGGAUGAGGAGGUGGGGGAGUAUGUCGUGAGGGAGAGGGUGAAGCCUGCACUCACCACCAACAAGCCCCGCGAGAACGCGCACGACCUCGCACAAGACCGCCUCUACCUCCUCGCCUUCCGCCUCCUCUCCUCGCUCCUCCCAUCUCCCGACUCUCCCACCCCCAAAAUCUACGACUUCCUCCCCUCCUCUCUCCUCUCACCACUCAUCGAGCUCUCAACCCUCCCGGACCUGCUCACCCUCCUUCUGAGGAACGACUCAGUCCCCGAAUGGCAACGCCGGAGCGAAGUCUAUUUCGCGAUGCUUGAUGUGCUUGGAAAGAUCGGUGGGAGUCAAGGGUUGUUGGGGGUUUUGUUUGGUGAGAGGAGGGAGAAGAGGUGGAGUGAGGGAAUUGGGGGGUGGAUGCGCGGGGUUGGUGAGGUCAGGUGGGAGAGGAAGGCGCUGCCUGGGCAGACUGAAGAGGGCGGAGCGAAGGGAAAGAAGGGAAAGGGGAAGGCGGCGCCGAGGGGGAGGAAGAGGAAGGCGGGAGAGGGCGAGGAAGAGGAGGAGAACAAGGGCGAAAUUGUCAUGACUGCUCCCCUCUACACACACCUCGGCAAGCUCCUCCGCCAAGCCUCUGCCUUCCGCAAAGCCGCCAUCUCGGGCGACUUUGACGACUCGGACGCGGCGCUGAUCGGGAUUUGCGGCGACUUUGUCACGGCCGGCGAGCGCUUCAGGCAGACGGAGAAGGUGUGGGAGGACAUGCAUGGGCGCGACCUGGGCGGCGCUGUGGUUGAAGGGAGUGGAGAGGGAAAGGGGAAGGGGAAGGAGCGCGAGUGGACGGAGGCAGACUAUGUCAAGGCUUGCGAGGCGCUCGCGUACGACUCGGUCAACCUGGCGAUCGUGAACGACAAGGGCGAGAUUACGUACCCGAACCACUACUACAACCGCGACAUCCUCGCCAGCGCCAACUCUCGCCGGACGAACUUUGCCCACCUCGCGAAGGAGCUCGCGGUCCUCUCGACCUCCCUUCCGCCUGGCAUCUGGGUGCGCGUCGACGAGACGAGGGUCGAUGUCAUCAAGUGCUUGAUCGCCGGUCCCGAGCACUCGCCGUAUGCGAACGGCCUCUUCGAAUUCGACAUCUUCCUUCCUCUCCAGUACCCGCUCGUCAGUCCAGUGUGCUGGCUCAAGACGACGGGCGGAAACAAGGUCCGCUUUAAUCCGAACUUGUACGCCGAAGGGAAAGUCUGCUUGAGUCUGCUCGGGACCUGGAGCGGCGCGCCGGAGGAGAUGUGGCAGCCCGGCCAGAGCACGAUCCUGCAGGUCUUGCUCUCGAUCUCCACCAACUACCCGUUCUACAACGAGCCGGGAAUGGGCGCCAUGAAGGACGACGAGCGGAACAAGAACUACAAUAAAAACUGCUCGCUCGCGACGACGCGCUGGGCGAUCCUCGACUGGAUCAAGGACGGCAAGUUCAAGGAGUCGAUUUGGAGCGACAUCAUCGUCUCGCACUUUCUCCUCCAGCGCAGCAAGGUCGUCUCGACGAUCAAGGCGUGGGCGGCGAAGGAUCCGCGCAUGCGCGCCUGGAAGCCCGGGUUCGACUCGUGCGCCGGCGCGACCCACCUCCAGCCGUACAACGGCGGGAUGGCGUACAAGUGGGCGCAGUACAACGCGAACAGCCAGAAGCAGCCGGAGCAGAAGAAGCCUGCUCCGCCGCCUGAGCCGGCGCCGAGGGACUUGGUGCAGGAGACGGAGGACGCGCUCGAGACGCUCGCCGGAUGGAAGGAAUCGGGAUGGCUGGAUGAGCUCGUCGCUUGA
Messenger RNA from Rhodotorula toruloides NP11, 2754 nucleotides. RefSeq names its product baculoviral IAP repeat-containing protein 6 (apollon). Lineage: Eukaryota; Fungi; Basidiomycota; Microbotryomycetes; Sporidiobolales; Sporidiobolaceae. The record is from RefSeq and is a predicted model, not a curated record. Gene Ontology annotation, molecular function: ubiquitin conjugating enzyme activity. The coding region runs from base 1 to 2754 and encodes 917 amino acids. The transcript has 15 exons.